This is a messenger RNA of Scaptodrosophila lebanonensis, 1705 nucleotides long. It is a transcript of the gene Cyp28a5, whose product is annotated as probable cytochrome P450 28a5. The record is from RefSeq and is a predicted model, not a curated record. Lineage: Eukaryota; Metazoa; Arthropoda; Insecta; Diptera; Drosophilidae. The coding region runs from base 17 to 1546 and encodes 509 amino acids. Gene Ontology annotation, molecular function: heme binding; monooxygenase activity; iron ion binding. The transcript has 7 exons.
UAGAAUUAUAGCCAUUAUGUUAUUUUUAACGAUCGGGCUGGUGCUGCUGCUCGCAGCUCUGGUAUAUAUCUAUAUGACCUGGGGCUUCAACCAUUGGCAAAAGCGUGGAGUUCCUGGACCAAAGCCCAAGGCCUUCACGGGCAACUAUCCGAACUUGUAUACUAUGAAACGACAUGCUAUAUACGAUAUUCAAGAUAUCUAUCGCGAUUAUAAGCAAGACUACGAUGCUGUCGGUAUCUUUGGCGGUCGUGCGCCACAGUUGCUGAUUCUUAGUCCUCAGCUGGCCCGCCGGGUGUUUGUAACCGAUUUCAAGCAUUUCCACGACAACGAAAUAUCAAAAAUGGUCGAUGAAGAGUCGGAUUUCAUUUUUGCCAACAAUCCGUUUUCGUUAGUUGGUGAGGUGUGGAAGGAGCGACGAGCUGAUGUCACGCCCGGCCUGACAAUGGGACGCAUCAAAACCGUCUAUCCUGUGACGAACAAGGUGUGCAAACAACUAAGCGACUUCAUAAAAAAGCAAACCCGCAUUGAAGGAUCGAACGGCGUGGAGGCAAAGGAUAUAAGUCUACGCUUCACCUCGGAAAUGGUCACGGAUUGUGUGCUGGGUCUGAGCGCCCAAAGCUUCAGUGACACACCCACACCCAUCAUGGCGAACGUGAAGAAUUUAUUCGACCAAAGCUGGCAAUUUAUAGUCUACUUCGUACUGCUCAGCCUCUUUCCAGCAUUGCUUUACAUUAAAAGGCUGCGCUUUAUCCCAAAGUCGGUGGAGCACUUUUUCGUCGAUCUAAUGCAGAAUGCAAUUGACACGCGCCGCAAGCAGCAGGAGGAAGGAGGCAAACAUUUCCAACGCGUUGACUUUCUUGACUACAUCAUACAGUUGGCCAACAAGCGGCAACUGAACACCCGUCAACUCACGGCCCACACAAUGACCUUCCUGCUGGAUGGAUUUGAAACAACGGCCGGUAUUCUUGCCCAUUUGCUCCUCUUCCUGGGCAGAGAUGAGCGUGUGCAGCAAAAGCUGCGGGAGGAGGUGACAGCGCAUUUGGAAAGCGGUCAGGAUGUGAUCAAUUUUGACAAGCUACAUGAACUUCCCUAUUUGGAUGCGUGUAUUCAAGAAACCAUUCGCCAUUUUCCGCCCGGCCAUAUGUCCAAUAAGCUCUGCACAGAGCCCUUAGAGAUACCAAACAAGAACGGUCCCAAUUUUGUGAUAGAAAAGGGCACCACAAUCAUUGUUCCGCACUAUUGCUACAUGCAUGAUGAGGAACACUUCAGCAAUCCCGCGGCAUUCGAACCUGAGCGCUUUAUGGAGACAGAUGCAGUCAAAAUAUAUCGUGAGCGUGGCGUAUUCAUGGCUUUCGGAGAUGGUCCCCGCGUGUGCAUAGGUAUGCGUUUUGCCAUGGCCCAAAUCAAGGCCGCCGUAGUCGAGGUGAUAACCCAUUUCAACAUUACUGCCAAUGCAAAGACGCGCAAGGAUAACCUCCUCGAUCGGCUAUUCUUUUUGGCUCGUCUAGAUGGCGGCAUUUGGUUGAAUUUCGAAGAGCGCAAAUGAGCUAAUGGUUUUAUCCACUUAUUUAUACAGGGAGUCAAGUCGAAAUAAAUUCGGCUUAGAAACGUGUCUUGUGGUUAACUCUGUUGUUGAAUGUAUGUAUUGCAACAUUAAUGGUUAAAUAAUAAAUAUUUUACAAAAGCUUAACAUUUUAUUAAGCAA